AUGGGCAACGAGCGUGAAAGCCUAGCUCGUUUGGCUCGGACUUUGCUAAUUGAGCUGAUGGCAUAUCAAUUCGCAUCACCUGUUCGGUGGAUUGAGACACAAGAUGCAAUCCUUUCGUGCGGAGAUUGUGAACGAAUAAUCGAGAUUGGACCAAGCAACAUUCUCAAAUCAAUGUUUAAACGAACGAUUGACAGCAAAUACCGAACCCAAGACUACGCGUUGCGUGUUCCGAGACAGCUUCUUUCUUCAGAGACUGAUACGAAAAAGAUAUAUUAUGAAGAUGAGAUCCCUACGUCACCAAAGACAAAGCCGGUCACAGCUCCAUCGAGGGAUUCAACGUCACUGCGGGCAUCACCUCUGCCUAAACCACUCGAUCAGAAUCCAAACCUACCACAAAUCCCCGCCUCCGCGAAACAUCAUAUAAACGAGGAAAUAGUCGAUCAAAAUGUCAAGGCAACUGAUCUCAUUGUUGCGAUUGUCUCGAGGGCAUUGAAGAAAAGUUCCCUCGACAUUGACGCAACAAAGUCUGUUAAGGACCUAGCCGGAGGUAGGUCAACGUUAGAAAAUGAAAUUGUUGGGGAUUUGAACAGUGAAUUUGGCACUCUGCCAGAUCGAGUGGAGGAGACGCCUUUACGCAUAGUUUCAGACUCAAUUCAGCAAACCUUUAAUGGCCAAUUGGGCAAAGCUUCCACAUCGAUGAUUAAUACGAUGUUUGGUUCCAAAAUGCCGGGCGGUUUUACGGCGGCCGUCGCCAGAAAACACCUUCAGUUGAACUGGGGGUUCAAAGCGGGCAGGCAAGAUUCCUGUCUGCUCCUUGCUGUGACGAUGCAACCUAAUUCUCGAUUAAUCUCAGAGUCUGAUGCUAAAAUUUUCAUCGAUGAUGUCGCUGAGAAAUAUUGUUUGAACGAAGGACUGGCUACGCAGCCCUUGGGAAAAGUAUUAGAAGGAAGUUCUUCAUUCGCAACUACUAUGGACCCCGAAGCCUUGCGAAAUCUCACGAUGUCCCAGAAAGCACUAUCCAAGAAAUUAUUUGAAGUGUAUGCGGCAGACCUUCACUUAGAUCUUGAUGCUGAUCGGCAGGCUUUGGACAAGCUUCACAAUGAUAUUGAAUUCCGACUUCGGGAAGAACUCAACAUGUGGACUACGGAACACGGUGAAACUUAUGCUAAUGGCAUUCGUCCACUAUUCGACAUCCGAAAAUCAAGACUUUACGACUCAUCUUGGAGCUGGGCACGUCAAGACCUCCUAGACGUCUUCCAUACCGUAUCUAUGCAACUUGGCUCUAAAGACAUCGCAUCUCUUGACCCUGACAUCCUAGCUGAAAAAUGCUUUCACAUUGCAAAUGCGGCAGACGAUUCUCUCCUUCCUAUUAUUGAUGAGCUCGCGAAUAAAUUACAGGGACAUGGACUGCUUAGCGCAACAUUUGAUAAACUUGUAGGGGAUUGUCGAAAGGCUCUUCAAUACGGGCCAACGUUUACAGGCACGCCAAAACAACUAGCUCCCUAUACCGUGAUUGAUGAUGAAGGGAAGCUAUCAUACCACGAACAGGAGCGCAAAGGGUCGACCCGAUUUUCUGACUUGGCAUUCCCUAGAAUUUGUGCAUCCUACGGACUUCAAGGAAACCCCCUUGCAUUGUCAACAGAACCGUUCAUCCAUUUAAAGGAGAAAGCUCAUCACGGAUGGGUGUAUAGCCCGAAAUUGACGGGCUGUCUUCAUGAUGCCCUUUGCCAGGUCGAGAAAGUGGGUGAAAACUUCACAGACCGGACGGUACUGAUCACAGGGGCUGGAAUUGGAUCAAUCGGAGCUGCAAUGGUCUCUUAUUUCUUAACCGGUGGUGCCAAGGUUCUAGUAACGACCUCGUCUUUUUCAACACAAGUGGCAAACAUCUAUCGAGAAAUCUACGUGAAACAUGGAGCUCGCGGGUCGCAACUAAUAGUCAUCCCCUUCAACCAAGCCAGCACCCAGGAUAUUGCCGCACUGGUUGACUACAUUUACGGUCGCGAUGGACUGGGAUGGGACCUUGACUACCUAAUCCCAUUCGCCGCAAUCAGUGAAAGCGGCCGCAAGCUAGACUCAAUCGACUCGAAAUCGGAACUUGCACAUCGCGUCAUGCUAACUAAUGUUCUUCGCCUGCUGGGAGCGGUGAAGGCUUGCAAGGAGAAAAAUAAGUACAUCUCUCAUCCGACGCAGGUAAUUUUGCCCCUAUCGCCUAAUCACGGAACCUUUGGCGGUGAUGGAUUAUAUGGUGAAUCCAAAUUGGCCCUGGAAACGCUUUUUAAUCGUUGGCACUCCGAGGACUGGGGUGAAUUCCUGUGCGUCUGUGGUGCAGUCAUUGGUUGGACUCGGGGAACUGGUCUAAUGAAUCAAAAUGAUCUAAUCGCGGAAGGAAUUGAACGUUCAGGCAUCCGGACGUUUUCGCAGGAUGAGAUGGCCUACGCUCUGGUAUGUCUGUGCGUGAACUCGAUAUACGAAAUUUGCCAAGAGAAGCCAGUUUAUGCAGAUAUGACUGGAGGAAUGAGCAAUAUUGAGGACCUGCCCAGCAUAAUCCAGAAAUUGCGGCAGGAAUUGAAGGAUCGGAGCGAUAUCCAGCAGGCCCUUUUUACGGAGAUCAAGUUUGAGGCUGGUUGCACUACUCAACACUCGAUUUCGAAACCACAGAACAAGAGUAUUCUCCAGCCGCGACCUCACGUACGUCUAGACUUUCCAAGAUCACUUGAUUAUGACAAAGACAUCAGUCCUUUAACUCGGAAUUUACAAGGAAUGGUUGAUCUCCAGCGAGUUGUCGUGGUGACUGGUUUCGCUGAGCUUGGCCCGCAUGGUAACUCGCGUACUAGGUGGGAAAUAGAGGCACAUGGCCAAUUUUCUCUUGAAGGCGCAAUUGAAAUGGCGUGGCUAAUGGGCUUCAUCCACCACCAUGUAGGGACGGUGGAUGGCAAACCAUACUCCGGCUGGGUGGAUAGCAAGAGCAAGCAACCUGUUGCUGAGCUCGACAUUAAAAAUCGUUACGAGGAUCAAAUUCUUGCCCAUUCGGGAAUUCGAUUUGUCGAGCCAGAACUUUUUGACGGUUAUGAUCCCAACAAAAAGCAGUUUCUACAUGAGAUCAUACUAGAGCAGGACCUUGGACCAAUUGAAGUACCAGAGCCGCUCGCACAGGAGAUGCAACGAGAACACGGUGCAUACGCCAAUAUUAAGAAGAUAUCGGGCUCCGAUCACUGCCAUGUUCGACUAAUGAAAGGCGCAAAACUAUUUGUUCCUCGUGCGAUUCAAUUUAACCGGACAGUUGCUGGCCAGAUACCCACAGGCUGGGAUGCUAGAACUUAUGGGAUCUCUGAGGAUAUCAUUUCCCAAGUUGAUAGGGUUACGCUUUUCACACUUGUCUGUGCUGCUGAAGCACUUCUUUCGUCCGGUAUCACCGAUCCCUAUGAGCUCUAUCAGUAUAUCCAUAUCUCCGAAGUUGGGAACUGUAUUGGCUCAGGGUUCGGAGGCAACGAUUCCCUAUCUAAAAUGUUCAGAUGGCGAUAUAUGGGGCAGGAUAUACAAAAAGACAUAUUGCAGGAGACGUUCAUCAACACUAUCAGUGCUUGGGUAAAUAUGUUAUUAUUGUCUGCCAAUGGCCCAAUUCGGACACCAGUGGGAGCAUGUGCUACUUCCAUUGAAGCCUUGGAAUUGGGUUAUGACACUCUUGUGACUGGAAAAGCUAAGUUUUGCCUGGUUGGUGGUUGCGAUGACUUUGGUGAAGAAAGUUCGUACGAAUUUGCGAACAUGGGCGCAACUAGCAACUCUCUUGAUGAAGCUGCACGAGGCCGAAGCCCUAGCGAAAUGUCACGGCCGGCAACUAGCACUCGAAACGGAUUCAUGGAGUCACAAGGUUGUGGAUUGCAAGUACUAACAACAGCUGAGCUAGCCUUGAAAAUGGGACUUCCGAUACGUGGAAUUGUUGCUUUUGUGAACACCUCAAGCGACAAGGCUGGCCGAUCUAUCCCUGCGCCAGGGCAGGGCGUUUUGACAAAUGCCCGCCAAAUCGCUUCAAGAUUACCUUCACCUCUCCUAAAUAUUGAAAACCGCAGAAAAAGACUAAAUUUCCGGAUAAAACAAGUCCGAGAAGCCCGAGAUAUUGCCUUAGAAGACUUGAAUCUAGAGGUUGCCACGCUCCUUUCGGAAGAUCCAAAAAUGGACGCAGAUACUUACACCAAAGAGCGCCAUCAACAAAUACUAGAAGACUUUUCUAGAGACGAACAAGAAGCCCGUUUCGCACUCGGAAAUCACUUUUGGCGAAAUGAGCCCUAUAUCGCGCCCAUUUGCGGUGCUUUAGCUACCUGGGGCCUAACCAUAGAUGACCUUGACGUGGCUUCCUUUCAUGGCACAUCGACAGUGUUAAAUGAUAAAAAUGAGUCCAGUGUGAUUCAGCAGCAACUUGCAUCCCUAGGCCGUUCCGAAGGGAAACCAAUUUUUAGCGUUUUCCAAAAAUAUCUAACAGGCCAUUCUAAAGGGGCAGCUGGAGCGUGGAUGCUCAAUGGUGCUCUCCAGAUGCUUAAUUCAGGCACGAUUCCCGGCAAUCGAAACGCUGAUAAUAUCGAUUCAAACCUCCAACAAUUUCACCACAUCGCGUAUAUUAACCGCAGCGUGCAAACUCAAGGUCUUAAGGCGGUCUCGGUCACAUCUUUUGGGUUUGGGCAAAAAGGAGCCCAGGCAAUUUGUGUGCACCCCAGGUAUCUCUUCGCAACCCUCGAGCGUCCCGAAUAUGAAGCGUAUCAGGCUAGGAGAAUCAAUCGGCAGAAGAAGGCUGAUGCAUAUUUCUACAAUGGGAUGAACUCGAAUUCGCUUUUCAGAGCGAAAACUAGCCCCCCAUACAUGGCUUCUCGCGAGGCGGAAGUCUAUCUCAAUCCAGCAGCGCGACUUGCAGCAGUUGAUGGCAAGAUGUGA
Uncinocarpus reesii 1704 is the source of this 4923-nucleotide messenger RNA. Its product is annotated as fatty acid synthase alpha subunit. The transcript is spliced from 3 exons. Gene Ontology annotation, biological process: long-chain fatty acid biosynthetic process. Gene Ontology annotation, molecular function: 3-oxoacyl-[acyl-carrier-protein] reductase (NADPH) activity; fatty acid synthase activity; 3-oxoacyl-[acyl-carrier-protein] synthase activity. Bases 1 to 4923 code for a protein of 1640 amino acids. Gene Ontology annotation, cellular component: fatty acid synthase complex. The record is from RefSeq and is a predicted model, not a curated record. NCBI's taxonomy places the organism in Eukaryota, Fungi, Ascomycota, Eurotiomycetes, Onygenales, Onygenaceae.